Messenger RNA from Cercospora beticola, 785 nucleotides. RefSeq names its product MIND complex subunit NNF1 (gene NNF1). Lineage: Eukaryota; Fungi; Ascomycota; Dothideomycetes; Mycosphaerellales; Mycosphaerellaceae. Gene Ontology annotation, cellular component: MIS12/MIND type complex. The record is from RefSeq and is a predicted model, not a curated record. Gene Ontology annotation, biological process: chromosome segregation.
CAGACAUGGAAAUCGACGAAACGGCGAAUGGUGUUUCGAGAUCGCCGUCACCGGCUGGACCACCGCCCACACCCUCUGCGCCUGGACCUCGAGCGACCGCGCUACAGAAGCUGUACAACGAUGCCAUCAACCACGUCUUAAAAACAUGCUCUUAUACCAAUUUCGCUGCAUGUUUUCCUACACCGGCGCGAGAGGUACCCGAAGCCGUGAAGUUUCUACAUGAGCAAUUCCUGCACAAAUUUGGCGAUGGCUUGCGCAAAGAAUUCGGACUCGUAUUGGAGGACCGGAAUGUUGUCCCUUCUCUCAACGAGCUCGAUCGCUUGAUCGAAGAUGCCAGAAAGCGGAAAGCACAGGCUAUGGAGCGAGGAGAGGGCACUGCGCCGGUGCCGGCACAUACUUUGCCGGCGCGACAGUUGUACAUCAGCCAUUUGGCACCAACACUCGGCGAAUGGGACAGGAAUAUGCGGGAGAGGCAGGAGAUGCUGGCAAGAGAGAACGAAGAGAUCAUGGAGCGGGUGCAACAACAGCGGCAGGAUAUCAAGCGAUUACUUGAUGGGCUCGAGAAUGUGGUGAAGGAUUUGAACGGGAGUGUCGCGGCACUGCAACCAGAGCAGAUGGAAGGUCUGCGGGAGGAAGCAAGAGAGGCCGACAGUGCAAUGAGAUGACAGAAUUUCAUGACAAGCAUCGAUCUUCGGCGUUGAGGGAUGGGAGCGAUGGAAUGCGGCGCAGGGCGCUAUACAACGCAGGAAGCACUGCGAUACCUUCUCACGAGAUACCCAGAUUUU